Messenger RNA from Chanos chanos (milkfish), 1563 nucleotides. RefSeq names its product beta-carotene oxygenase 1 (gene bco1). Gene Ontology annotation, molecular function: beta-carotene 15,15'-dioxygenase activity; carotenoid dioxygenase activity. The record is from RefSeq and is a predicted model, not a curated record. The transcript is spliced from 11 exons. The coding region runs from base 1 to 1563 and encodes 520 amino acids. NCBI's taxonomy places the organism in Eukaryota, Metazoa, Chordata, Actinopteri, Gonorynchiformes, Chanidae. Gene Ontology annotation, biological process: carotene catabolic process; retinal metabolic process.
AUGAUGUACGAUUACGAGAAAAAUAAAGAAGAACACCCAGAACCAAUAAAGGCCGAAAUUAAAGGGUCUCUCCCUGGAUGGCUGCAAGGUACGCUGAUUCGUAAUGGACCUGGCCUCUUUUCAUUGGGAGACACGUCUUACAAUCAUUGGUUUGAUGGGCUGGCGCUUUUGCACAGCUUCACAUUUAAAGACGGGGAGGUGACUUACAGGAGCAGGUAUCUAAGAGGAGAUACCUAUAACAGCAAUAUGCAGGCUGGAAGAAUUGUUGUGUCAGAGAUGGGAACAAUGGCCUUUCCAGAUCCCCGCAAAAAUAUAUUCAACAAAGUGAUCACCUUUCUCAAUCACACUAUUCCGGACUUUACAGACAACUGUGGGAACAAUAUAGUGCGAUAUGGGAAAGACUACUAUGCUACAUCAGAAACCAACUACAUUCGCAAAAUCGAUCCAUUUACUUUGGAAACCAAAGAGAAGGUGGACUACCAGAAAUACCAUGCCCUGAACCUGGUGACUUCACAUCCACAUUAUGAUAAAGAGGGAAACAGCUACAACCUAGGGACUUCAAUAGCAGAGAAGGGCAAGACAAAAUACACACUAUUCAAGGUCCCAUCACCUGAAGAGUGUUCUGAGCUGCCUGUAGCCCUUAAGAAACUGGAGGUCAUUUGCUCAGUGUCCUGCCGCUCUCUCCUGACCCCAAGCUAUUACCACAGUUUUGGGAUGACUGAGAACUACUUCAUCUUUAUUGAGCAGCCUCUUAAACUUGACAUUCUCAAAAUGGCCACUGCUUACUUGAGGGGAGUCAGCUGGGCCAGCUGUUUGAAGUUUCAACCUGAAGAAAACACUCUGAUUCAUGUCAUCGACAGAAAAACACAAAAAGAAGUCGCAACAAAGUUCUACACAAAUGCAAUGGUAGUAUACCAUCACGUGAAUGCAUUUGAGGAGGAUGGUCAUUUGGUAUUUGAUGUCGUUGCCUACAAUGACAACAGUCUGUAUGACAUGUUCUUCUUGGAGACGCUGAAGCAGCAAAAAGAGUCUGGGAACAGCAGUACCUACUGCAGGCCAAAGUAUAAAAGAUUUGCACUGCCUCUUACAGACAAGGGUGGUGAGACUGGAGAAGACUUGGUCAAACUGAAAUAUACAACAGCUAGUGCUGUGAAGGAAAAGGAUGGAAAAAUCCACUGCCAGCCUGAAGUACUCUGUGAAGGAGUGGAACUUCCUAGAAUUAAUUACGAUUUCAAUGGACAGAAGCACAGAUAUGCUUACAUGACUGGUGUGGAGAUGUCGUCAGUGGCUACAAAGAUCAUGAAGUUUGAUGUUGAGACGAAGAAACAAACCGAGUGGAGGGGCGAAAACUGCUGGCCAUCCGAGCCAGUCUUCAUUCCCACACCAGAUGGUGUCGAGGAGGAUGAUGGUGUCAUUCUCACGUCAGUUAUAAACUCCAACCCAGGAGAAAGUGACUUUCUUCUCGUACUUGAUGCAAAGUCUUUCACAGAGAUUGCUCGUGCUUAUGUUAAGGCAGAGCUUCACAUGGACAUGCAUGGGUACUUCAUACCCCACUGCAAGUAA